[Candida] anglica is the source of this 768-nucleotide messenger RNA. The record is from the annotation of a GenBank genome assembly. Lineage: Eukaryota; Fungi; Ascomycota; Pichiomycetes; Serinales; Debaryomycetaceae.
CUUUUCUUUGUAGAUAAUAAAAUCUUAAAUUAGUUAAAAUGGGUGCCUACAAGUAUUUGGAAGAAUUGCAAAGAAAGAAGCAAUCUGAUGUUAUGCGUUUCUUAUAUCGUGUCAGAUGUUGGGAAUACAGACAAAAGACUGUUAUCCACAGAGCUUCCAGACCAUCCAGACCAGACAAGGCCAGAAGAUUAGGUUACAAGGCCAAGCAAGGUUUCGUUAUCUUCCGUGUCAGAGUCAGAAGAGGUGGUAGAAAGAGACCUGCUCCAAAGGGUGCCACUUACGGUAAGCCAACCAACCACGGUGUCUCUCAAUUGAAGUACCAAAAGUCUUUGAGAACCACUGCCGAAGAACGUGUCGGUCGUCGUGCUGCCAACUUGAGAGUCUUGAACUCUUACUGGGUCAACCAAGACUCCACCUACAAGUACUUUGAAGUCAUUUUGAUCGACCCAUCCCACAAGGCCAUCAGAAGAGACGCCAGAUACAACUGGAUCGCUAACCCAGUCCACAAGCACAGAGAAGCUAGAGGUCUUACCUCCGCUGGUAAGAAGUCCAGAGGUAUCAACAAGGGUCACUUGUACAACAACACCAAGGCCGGUCGUCGUCACACUUGGAAGAGAAACAACACCUUGUCCUUGUGGAGAUACAGAUCUUAGAUUUAGCCCCUUUCGGCUACUUCUAUGGUUUCCUCUACUUAAUGUUUUUGCUGUUUAAUUUAAUGAGCUGUUUGUGAAGGGAGUUUUAUAGUAAAUACACAAAUGUUGGAUCCAA